Ciona intestinalis (vase tunicate) is the source of this 3651-nucleotide messenger RNA. The record is from RefSeq and is a predicted model, not a curated record. Lineage: Eukaryota; Metazoa; Chordata; Ascidiacea; Phlebobranchia; Cionidae.
AGUUUAAGCGAAUUUACGAAUACUUUAUAAAAUAAACGUUUUUAUGAUUUACUAGUAAUUAGCACAAGUAUAUAUGAAAGCAAGAUUAUAGACAAUCCUGAAGCAUGUUCGAGAAUAUGUUUUGACGUCAUAAACGGGUUAAGUGAUAACAUAAUUAGCUGUAAUUAGAAAUUCGCUAAACGUGCUUAAUUGGGCACAACGUAAGCAAUUCUGUUUUGGCAAAUGUCUCACCAAUCAUCAAGUACGUUUUCAGAGCGAUGUAUUAUUGGAACGUGAACUAUUUUUAAAGGCUCAUUUAAAAUGUGAAGCCAAAUGCCAUUCUUUGACAAAACAAGUAAAAAAUUGUAAACUUGUUAAUAUGUUUUGUAGAAAUCACAAUUCGAAUGCAGCAGUUUCUGGUACAUGUAACUGUAAACCAUAUUUUGUUUUAGUCGCAAAAGAACAACACAAAAUGCGUUUCGGGUUGAUUGUUGUUUUACUUGCAUCCGUUUUCCAAUUUUCUGUGGUUUACUCUCAAAGUUGCUCAACUAUGAAGUGCACUCAAAAGUGUGACUCUACUUCCACGCCGCCUAAAUGCACAUGUUUUACCGGCUACGAGCUUCAAAACGAUGGCAAAACAUGUUUGGAUAUAAACGAGUGCCAAAGAAGCAGUUCACUGUGUACGGCGAACGACGCUCCACUGUGUAGGAAUACUGAAGGAUCGUAUAUAUGCACUGGGUGCGGAGCAGACUCGAAUAUUACAUGGCAGUAUUAUAAACGGUCAGAAUGUUGCAAGAUAGAUACAGUAAGUACUGCUACUUGCGGUAAAAGUACAAGUACAAGUGGACGUAUUGUCGGUGGGACUGCGGCAAGAAUAAGCAAUUGGCCAUGGACGGCGUAUCUCUCCAUCGGCGGCGAUGUAUGCGGGGGUACACUGAUAGCGGACAACUUGGUCCUGACGGCUGCCCAUUGUAUCCAAAACGCCAGUCCGAGUCAAGUCACUGUAACGCUUGGGGUAUCGAACUUUCACGAUACGUCGAACGUACACAGACAAACGUUUACAAUUUCAAAGUUUGAGCGUCACCCCGAUUUUGACAGUUUGCGGUUACAAAAUGACGUGGCAAUUUUAUGGCUAUCGACGCCUGCCAUAAUUGGCUUGUAUGUAGCACCAAUAUGCAUGCCUAAUGGUCAGGUACCACCAGACGGAGAAAAAUGCUGGGCAACUGGAUACGGGUCGUUGGCGGAAGGCGGUUCAACACCUCAGCCACUUCAAGAGGUAGACGUUCCCAUAGUAAACGUACAUACGUGUGCAGCCGUGUACCAGUCGUUUACGCAAAAAGUAGUUCCCUCGACAAUGUUAUGUGCUGGAUAUCAAGAAGGCGGAAAAGACGCAUGCCAAGGUGAUUCUGGGGGCCCGCUUGUUUGUCAGCGAUGCGACAGUUGCAGUUGGUACUUGGCCGGAAUCACUGCGUUUGGACGAGGGUGCGGUCGGGCAAACUCGUAUGGCGUUUACACAAAGAUUUCUGCUUUUGAAAGCUGGAUAGCUUCAAAGACUCAGUUAUCACAUGUAGUGAAACCAUGUACUUUACCAACUUGGCUGGAUUGGAGCGAGUGGUCGCUUACGUGCCCAUCUUGCGGUCCCGGCAUAAGAAAACGAACAAGAGUUUGCAGUAACGGCGCUGUGGGUGUUCCAGGGUGCGUAGGGUCGACAACAGAAACCGUAAACUGCCCGAAUAAUCCUUGUACAAAUACGAGUUGGGGUUCUUUUCUCCCGUGGGGAGCUUGCAGUAAAUUAUGCGGUUCCGGGACAAGGACAAGGAGUCGACCAUGCGUAGGAGGUCCCGUUGGAAGUUCUGGUUGUCCAGCAAGCGAAGAAAGCGAAACCGAAGCUUGCAACACUCAAGCGUGCGGGACAUGGGGUGAUUGGGUUUGGGGCGAUUGUUCUGUAACUUGCGGUGGUGGAACUAGGACAGGCGCUAGGGCUUGUGACACGAAAGGUGGAACUACAGUGUGUGUGGGAACUUCUUCGCUAACAGGGGUGUGCGGUGCUGCACAAUGCGUCGACACGACCUGCAAGGAUAAGCUAACCGAUUGUGGCACCCUGUCUUCUCUAUGUCAGCAAACUGCUUAUGUCUCCUUAAUGCGAGAUAUUUGUCCGCAAACAUGCGGCUUAUGUGGGGGUUCUUCGUGGAGUGGUUGGACUAACGACGGGACAUGUUCCGUCACUUGCGGCAUUGGUGUGCAGAAACAAAUCAGAACCUGUAACGGUGGAACUGCAGGCGCUGGUGGUUGUCCUGGAUCUUCAACACAAACUAUCGCCUGCAAUGUACAGGCAUGUCCAACACAGGGUAGUUGGAGUGAAUGGUCAAAUAGUGGGACUUGUACAGUAACUUGUGGUGGUGGCAUUCAACAGCAGAUAAGAACAUGCAAUGGUGGAACUGCAGGCGCUGGUGGUUGCCUUGGUUCUUCAACACAAACGAUUGCUUGUAACCAACAAGCUUGCCCCCCACAGGGCAGUUGGAGUAGUUGGUCAAAUAGUGGGACCUGUACAGUAACUUGUGGUGGUGGCAUUCAACAGCAGAUAAGAACAUGCAAUGGUGGAACUGCAGGCGCUGGUGGUUGUCCUGGAUCUACAACACAAACUAUCGCCUGCAAUGAGCAAGCUUGUCCACCCGUAGGCAGCUGGGGCACUUGGGUUAACAGUGGUUCAUGCAGCAAGGAAUGCGGAACAGGAGCCCAACAGCAGACUAGAACUUGCAAUGGUGGAACUCCUGGAGUCGGCGGCUGUCCUGGCUCUGCAACGCAGUCGAUACCAUGCAACCAACACGCUUGUCCGGUGCUAGGGUCUUGGAGUUCUUGGGUUAACAGCGGAACAUGUUCUGUAAGCUGCAUGCAGCAGCAGACACGCAUUUGUACCGGAGGGACUGCUGGUCAAGGCGGUUGUCUCGGCUCAACAACACAGUCAGUGACUUGUACGGGUGGAAGCUGUCAGCCACAAAGCGGAUGUGAAGCCCUUAUUGAUCAGACCAUAACUAGCACCUGCGUCUCUUACGCAUCUUUUGGCUACUGCGACACAUACGCCACGUUCAUGCAGAACAACUGUGCUAAAACCUGCUGUACGAAACGAGGGGGUGGUUGUUUGGAUGUGGACCUUGACCCUUCGUGUCCGUCGAAAAAGAAUUUAUGCCACUUUGGAACUGUUCAAGCUUUUUGUAGGAAGACAUGUAACCCGGCGUGUAACACCAAGAAAUAGAACUACUAUCCAAAAUACACAUCUUAUUACGCUUACGAAAUCGUUAAAACCUGUUGUAUAAUAAUAUGACUCAAAAUGUUGUUUUCUGUUUAGCAACAUACUUUCGUUUGAAACUAUAUACUCGUUAUAUAGUAGAGUGCGGAAGAUGGGACACCUUUUCAUUGCAUUUCCUCAUCCAAUUAAGUAAUCAAUAAAUAACAUUCAAAGAAUUAUAAAAGUAUCCCCACAACACCUAUGGACCGUUGUUAAUUGUUUAAAACACGACCAGGAUAUUUGGAUAUUAUGUGCUCAAGGUGUAGCGUCUUCCCCACCCUACUAUAUAUUAAAAACGCCAACUGUAUCAUAGACCUUUUUCUUCAAAGUGUUGUGGGUUAUAAUGUAUGCAACAUUUUAAAUAAAAGUAAGUGUUGUCGAUCAAA